GAUAGACGGUCCAGAUCAUCCACAACUUAGGUGGACCCCUCCUCUCCAGAGUUCUAUUCCGUGUUUACAGUUUUAGUUUAGCCCCACGAACAGUAGAGCUCCCGUUCUCCCCACCGGCGAUCCCAUCUGCAGUCAGCAGUUGCACACCCACCCGCGGACUUGGGAGCCCGAAGGUUUAUACUAUUCAUCUGAUUUCUGCAAAAAUAAUUAGAGAUGGAAAAAUGGUCCUCAAAUUUUUUUGUCGUUGUAUUUCUGGUGUUCAUAUCAGGCUUGCAAUCAGCAGUUGGUGUAAGAUUCGUGAUUGACAGGGAAGAGUGCUUCUCUCAUAAUAUUGAAUAUGAAGGGGAUACAGUUCAUGUCUCCUUUGUUGUAAUUAAGGCUGACGCACGAUGGCAUAUUAGUUAUGAUGGUGUAGAUCUUGUGGUAAAGGGACCUCUAGGUGAUCAAAUCCAUGAUUCGCGUGACAAGACAAGUGAGAAGUUUGAAUUCAUUUCUCAAAAGAAAGGGCUUCACCAAUUCUGUUUCACUAACAAGUCUCCUUAUCAUGAGACCAUCGACUUCGAUGUACAUGUUAGUCACUUUACUUACCAUGAUCAACAUGCUAAAGAUGAGCACUUCAAGCCCUUGUUGGAUCAGAUAGAGAAGUUAGAGGAAUCUCUAUACAACAUACAGUUUGAGCAGCACUGGCUAGAAGCUCAAACUGAUCGCCAGGCAAUAGUGAAUGAAGCAAUGAGCCGAAGGGCAGUCCAGAAGGCCGUAUUUGAAUCUGCAGCACUCAUUGGGGCCAGUGUUCUCCAGAUUUACCUCCUGCACCGGUUGUUUGAACGGAAGUUUGGCACAUCCACCAGAGUUUAAAAUUUAAGGUAGCGUUUAGGUUAUAAAAGGUUUAUGUACUUAUUCCUUCCCUCUCAAGUUCAAACAGAAAGCUACAGUUGAUAGAAGAAAAACAAAAGCAGAGACUCUUCUGGCCCAAUCCAAAUGGGAUCGGAUUACACUCUUCUGGACCCCAUUAAGAUACUGAUUCCUUGUUUUAGUACCCUGGUGGAUAGCAGUCUUUCUGUGUGGGAUUUUCAAAUUUUGAUGCAUUUGGCAUCGAGUAGUUCCUUUGUUGUGGUCUUUA
This is a messenger RNA of Macadamia integrifolia, 1120 nucleotides long. RefSeq names its product transmembrane emp24 domain-containing protein p24beta2-like. The record is from RefSeq and is a predicted model, not a curated record. The transcript is spliced from 6 exons. The coding region runs from base 214 to 855 and encodes 213 amino acids. Gene Ontology annotation, biological process: intracellular protein transport; Golgi organization; endoplasmic reticulum to Golgi vesicle-mediated transport. NCBI's taxonomy places the organism in Eukaryota, Viridiplantae, Streptophyta, Magnoliopsida, Proteales, Proteaceae. Gene Ontology annotation, cellular component: endoplasmic reticulum-Golgi intermediate compartment; endoplasmic reticulum; COPII-coated ER to Golgi transport vesicle.